Messenger RNA from Episyrphus balteatus (marmalade hoverfly), 1163 nucleotides. RefSeq names its product eukaryotic translation initiation factor 3 subunit I (gene eIF3i). NCBI's taxonomy places the organism in Eukaryota, Metazoa, Arthropoda, Insecta, Diptera, Syrphidae. Gene Ontology annotation, molecular function: protein binding; translation initiation factor activity; RNA binding. The record is from RefSeq and is a predicted model, not a curated record. The transcript has 3 exons. Gene Ontology annotation, biological process: cytoplasmic translational initiation. The coding region runs from base 132 to 1109 and encodes 325 amino acids. Gene Ontology annotation, cellular component: eukaryotic translation initiation factor 3 complex, eIF3m; cytoplasm.
CUGAAAAAAGAAAAGUAGUUUUGGUAUCACUCUUUCACACGAAACGCUCUUUUUGACAGUCGCCUUUGCAUAUGCGAAUCAGUAAAAUUUACAAUUUUUUUAAUAAUUUCGCAUAAAAUAAUUAAUUAAAAAUGAGACCUUUGAUGCUCCAGGGACAUGAGCGUUCCAUAACGCAAAUCAAAUACAAUCGCGAAGGUGAUUUGUUAUUCUCCUGCUCCAAGGAUCAAAAGCCAAAUGUUUGGUGGUCGUUGAACGGCGAAAGGCUCGGCACCUACAAUGGUCAUCAGGGAGCCGUUUGGUGUUUGGAUGUCGAUUGGACAUCGUCCAAACUUAUCUCCGGUGCCGGUGAUAUGUCGACAAAGAUCUGGGAUGUUGAAUAUGGAUCAGUUGUUGCAUCGAUUCCAGCUAAAUCUUCUGUGAGGACAACACAUUUCAGUUAUUCGGGUAAUCAGGCUGCCUAUUCCACCGACAAGGCUAUGGGACAGAACUCUGAAUUGUUUAUCAUUGAUGUGAGGAAUGCCGAUUCGAGUAUAUCGGAGCAAGAUCCAAUUUUGAGAAUUCCCAUGUUGCAGUCGAAAAUUACAUCGAUGUUGUGGGGAGCUCUCGAUGAGACAAUUAUUACAGGUCAUGAAAAUGGUCAAAUAUCUUUGUGGGAUAUCAGAAAAGGCAAGGAAAUCAACUCUGUCAAUGAUCACACUGCCGGUAUUAAUGACAUGCAAAUGAACAAAGAUGGCACAAUGUUUGUUACCGCCUCAAAAGAUACAUCAGCCAAAUUAUUCGACGCGGAAUCGCUAAUGUGCUUGAAGACCUACAAAACUGAAAGACCCGUCAAUUCGGCUUCAAUCAGUCCAAUUAUGGAUCAUGUUGUUCUUGGUGGUGGUCAAGAUGCUAUGGAAGUAACAACAACUUCAACUAAAGCUGGCAAAUUUGAUUCCCGUUUCUUCCAUUUGAUCUAUGAAGAAGAAUUUGCCCGUUUGAAGGGCCAUUUUGGUCCAAUCAACAGUUUAGCAUUCCAUCCUGAUGGUAAAAGCUAUGCAUCUGGUGGUGAAGAUGGUUUUGUUCGCGUUCAAACAUUUGAUAGCUCGUAUUUUGAUAAUAUUUUCGAGUAGUCUAAUUACAGAAGAACGGAAAACCUAAAGUAAAAAGUUUGUAAAUUUUUUUUU